GAUUCCACGUCCAUUGAAGAUGUGGUUGUUGCUAGUAGUAACACAACUGAUGGCGUCAGGGCUGGUCUUGAACAAUCAUCAGCUGAAGAUAGGCAUGAUUUUGAUCACGAACAACAACCCCAACAUUUUGGCCAGCAAAAUUUGGUUCCUGCUGCUCAUCGUGAAAUUGAAUCCCUCCUUUUCACUCAUGGUGCUGCGUUUAGUGAAUUUGAAUGGGAGGCUGGCUUGCUAUCUUAUGUUGCGACAAAGAUAUUUCCUGACCUACGAGGCCCUGCUCUUUGUUUCUCAGUCCAUCCAUGAGCAUUAUUCAAGAAAUAUGGCCAUCGUUCAGGAAAAACUUGCUGCCCUAUUUAUAUCUACUGAAGGAACUGGUAGUACCGAGUUUAAAGCAGCUUUCCUGUAAAUCAUUUUUGUGAAAAAAAUGAAUAAGGGCACAUGCUCGCCGCUUUAGGAGAGAAAAUUGAAUAUGAUGUUUGGACAUAAAAAUCUCUAAGUCCUA
Messenger RNA from Daphnia pulex (common water flea), 499 nucleotides. RefSeq lists its product as uncharacterized. The record is from RefSeq and is a predicted model, not a curated record. The transcript has 2 exons. Lineage: Eukaryota; Metazoa; Arthropoda; Branchiopoda; Diplostraca; Daphniidae. The coding region runs from base 20 to 403 and encodes 127 amino acids.